GUCACAUGACAGCACAGUAUCAUGUUUUCAUGUAGUGGUAGGAUUCGUUUUUAAACUCACUUUCAUCCCUCGUCAACGGUCAGCGCAGUAUUAUCAUUAGUAGUAGUAAGAGGAGGGAACUCCCAGUAUUAACGUGUCAACAUGGCUGGUUGUGUUCGAGUUUUAAUAUCGCGGACAGGAUCUCCAUGCCAUACAUUGCUGUGCAAGUUCCGAACAGUGAAGUACAAAAUACAGCGUCGUGAUUUGAGUUUGACUUCAUCUCGACAUAGCUAUGAUGAUGCUUUCCGAGAGUCGAUCAAGCGGCCCGAAGAGUUUUGGGGUGCCGCAGCUGAGGCACUGACUUGGCAUAAGAAGUGGAACAAGGUUUUGGACAACUCAAAUGCCCCAUUAACGAAAUGGUUUGUUGGAGGGGAGUUAAGCACCUGUUACAAUGCUGUAGACAGACAUGUGGAAUCUGGACGAGGAGAGCAAGAUGCGAUCAUACAUGACAGUCCUGUCACCAAGUCUAUCACACGAAUGACCUACAGGGAGCUACAAAAACAGGUGUCUGCUUUAGCAGGUGUGCUAUCAAAACAUGGAGUCGCAAAAGGGGAUCGAGUCUUGAUUUAUAUGCCGAUGAUACCACAAGCAGUUGUAGCUAUGCUUGCCACAGUGCGUCUUGGAGCUAUCCAUUCCCUAGUUUUUGGAGGAUUUGCAUCAAAAGAAUUGUCUGUCAGAAUCAACCAUGCUCAGCCAAAAGUAGUGAUCAGUGCCAACUGUGGUGUGGAACCAGGUCGAGUGGUGCCCUACAAACCUAUGCUGGAUGAAGCUUUAGCAAUGAGUGAUUACCAGCCCUCUACCUGUAUUAUCUACAAUAGGCCAGAAUUCGACUCAGCACCACUGAAACUUGACCGAGACUUAGGCUGGGAAGAGGAAUUGGAUAGUGCAUCACCUGUUGAUUGUGUACCUGUUGAUGCCACAGACCCUGUCUAUCUUUUGUACACGUCGGGUACCACUGGGUUGCCUAAGGCAGUAGUGCGGCCCAGUGGAGGACAUGCAGUUGCGCUCAACUGGUCUAUGUACAAUAUAUAUGGUGUGAGACCUGGGCAGGUCUGGUGGGCAGCUUCUGAUCUAGGAUGGGUGGUUGGCCACUCCUACAUUGCCUAUGGUCCAUUGCUGCAUGGGAACACAACAGUCAUCUUUGAGGGAAAACCAGUGGGAACACCUGAUCCAGGAACAUAUUUCCGUGUUAUUCAUGAGCACAAUGUUGUGAGCAUGUUUACUGCUCCAACUGCCCUUCGAGCCAUCAGAGCUGAAGAUCCAGAGGGAGAGUAUGCAAAGAAGUUCCUGCCAUUGGACAGCUUUCAGGCAAUGUUUGUAGCUGGUGAGCAUUGUGACCAUGAAACCAUGGACUGGAUCAGGGCAUUGAUGCAACCAAUUCUUGAUCACUGGUGGCAAACAGAAACCGGCUGGCCUAUCACAUCUACCUGUUAUGGACUGGGCAUGAACCUUCAUCCACCAGCUGGUGUUGCAGGAAAACCAGUCCCAGGCUGGAAUGUUAAAGUUUUAAAUAGUCAAGGGAAGAAGACAGCACCUGGAGAACUUGGUGAAAUUUUUGUUAAACAGCCACUUCCACCUGGUAGUCUCUCAACAUUGUGGAAUGCAGAUGAACAGUUUGUCAAAACUUACUUCAGCAAAUUAGAUGGUUACUAUUCCACGAUGGACUCUGGUUGUUGUGAUGAGAAUGGCUACAUCUCUGUACUGUCACGCAGUGAUGACGUUAUUAAUGUGGCUGGUCACAGAUUGUCAGCAGGAGCUCUUGAAGAGGCCAUCUUGGAAUGUGAUGAUGUGGUUGAGGCAGCAGUGAUUGGAGUUCCUGAUAAACUCAAGGGACAAGUCCCGCUUGGGCUAUGUGUUAUAAAACAUGGAUCUUCAAAAGCCAUUGUAAAUGUUGUCAGACAAACGGUCGGCCCUGUAGCAGCCUUAAAACAAGUUUUGAUUGUACCAAAACUUCCCAAGACCCGCUCUGGGAAGAUAGCACGCAAGUCACUGGCAGCAAUGGCAGCAGGCAAAGUGCUUGAGAUACCCAGCUCUAUAGAGGAUUCAUCAGUGUUCCGAUGCUGGAAGAGAUCUUGGAGAAGGAAGGUUAUCUACCUUCUAAACCAAGCAACUAAGAUGCUAGCAACCAGCUUGUGCUAAUGAUCUGCAUUACAGUUACCAGUCUGUCUGGAGAGGAAACAGAUGUUUUAAGUGUUUUAAUGGUGUAUCUGUAUUUUCUUAUAUAUAGCAUUUUUAGUCUUUAAACUUGAAUGUGUCUGGGCAAAAUCUAAUACUUAAAGUUUACUACAAAAAGUGAAUGUUUGAGAGCUGCAUUAGAAAUAUGCAAUAUGAUUAUCAAUCUGAUCACUUCUGGAAUGUAAAAAUUGAUAUUUACCCUCUUCACAGCUGCCAAGAUUUAAUUUUUAUUUGGUGUAGGGGGUAUUUUUCUUAUGUUUAUCAUUGAAGUAUUUUUCAGGGUCCAAGCCAUCCAAAUAUACUUGACUCUCUUGCCAUAAGUCCAGAUGUUCAGUUGUGAUUAAAAAAUUUUUUAACCUCCCUCCACUCAAUUUUACUGGCUUUACUAGGUGUACAAAAUGCCCUGAUAGUGUUUGGUGAUUGCUAAUUCAUUGAUUAAAGAGCUAAAUUCCUUCAGUAGAAAAGUUAUGAAUAAAACUACUGGGGAGCCAAACUAAUAUAUUGGUGUUAAUGUGCCAUUGAUACAGUUAACAUUGAUGGCAGUUUCUUAUUUUUUCUCUUUCAGUGAGACAAAUAUGGCAAAUUUGCAACUUGAUUGACAGAUAGGGCAUAUAAUGGAGAGGCAUUGCUUGUGAAUUUGUGAUUUGUAUUGGGUUAAUUUGUGGCUAUAGACUGUUGUAUAUGUUGCAUGUUUGAUAAUUCACUGGGUAGUGAAUGAACCUAUGAAUGAAGGAAAGAAUCAGGAAUUGAAGAGUAUUGAAUUAGUUAAAGGUACUAAUUAUCUGGUUAUGGUACAAUAACUGAUUUGCCUUCUUUGGCUGUUACUUGAUAUAUUUUCUUCAGCUUUCUCUCAACUUAGGUCAGGCUUGGAUUGUUAACUGUGACAUCUCCAUUCUCUCUGUUGCAAUGCAUAAUUAUAGAACAAUCAACUUGAUACUUUACCAUGCAUAAAAUAUUAUAGAUUCGUGCUUUUUGAAUACUUUUGCUUGACAUAGAUUUAUGUUGGUUAUGAAAUGUUAUAAAAAUGUUGUAUUUUUUAAUAUUCUUAUUCUGAAAAUACUCUGUAGCUGAAACAGGUUUUUCAAACCAAUUUCUCGUCACUGAAAGAUACUGAUACUCUGGUGAAACAUAUCGGGGCACAUUUAUUCAUCGGACCACUUUUGGCCAGUUGGUUUUGGAUUCAGGGCAUAACUAUCAGAUUUUUCCAGUUGGUGUUAUCCAAAGCAAAUCUGUAUUUAUACUUCCAUCAUACAAGAAAAAUAAGCAUUCCUUUUUUAUUUCAGAAUGCUCGUCUUUUAUUGUGAAUAUUAUAUGAUAAUUAUUACUAUUUGUGCUCAUUUACUUCGUUAACAAGAACUUUUUUGUCUGUUGCUCAACUGGUGAUUUUUGGAUAUGAAUCUGGUUGUUUAACACAUUAAAGUGUUUAUGUUUGAGGAAUCUGAUACCUAGUUUCAACAAAUUUUGAAAAUACAUUUGAAAGAUUAUUAGAAUUAUUAUGUUUGUUAGAAACAUUACUGUUCCGUAACAGCUGUGAGUAGACUGUAAACUAGACAUCUCUAGUCUCCCCUUUGGAGACCGCCAUAACUCAGUUUGUACUCAUUGAAGCCUACAUCUUGAAAAUCAAUUUUUUUUUUUUACACAUCAUUGGAAUACAUCCCUUUGCUGAUGCGUUAGUAAAUUUAAAAGGAAAUUAAAGUCAGUUUAGAAUACAUUUUAGGAAAAUAUUGAUCUGCAGUACUCAUUCCUCUGCUACUGAUACAAAAGUAAGAUAAUUCAUGCAGAUAUUAAAACUUUUUUUAAGUGUGCAUUAUAUAUACAAUUUAUACUCUGUUUAAAAUCAAGGAUAUUAUAUACUCUUAAAAAAUUGUCCAUACUUUGACUUAUCUUGGCAGAGACAGAAAUGCUUGAAAUUUGGCAUGUAAUCCAUCAUACAGCAAUACUUCAGCCGAAUGUGAAUAUAACAGUCCACCACCCCACCAAGUGCAAUUAUUUGAUAUUGUAAAACUAAAACUUGAAUUAAAAAAUUAUUUGGACUGUAAGCAAAAUAUAAAGGGAAAGAUCUAUAUAACUGCAGUUCAAUAGUGCAUGAUUGUACUGUACCAUAAAAUCAAAGUUAUAUUUUCAGUAUUAGUCAAAAUUGUUAAUAUGCAAUGUCAAAAAGGAGGUGGGGGGAAUUGUAAUACACACAGCAAGCUCUGCUCACUUUACUCUGAACUUUAUUCCUCUUUGAGGUUAAAUAUUAGUUACCUGCCCAAUUUGGUUGUGCUGUAUGUUUUAGAAUGGGCUUGGUUUUGCUUUCCCGAACUAAGGUUUGAAAUUUUAUGCAUUAAAAGUUACAGAUUUUUUUCCUGCUUAUGAUAUUGAAUGAAAAGUCAAAGUAUUGCAUUGUCAUUGCAUUAUUUACUCAUUAUAAUUAAUCAUGGGUCCUUCAAAAGUUUUUCAGAAUUUCAUAUUGUUAGACCCAACAAGACUUAACACCCUACCACUACCACUUGUAAUUUGAGCCAUGCAAUUUCAAGAAUUAUGGGUCUGACUACUACAGUUAUAAUUGGAAAUGUCUUGCUAAAUGAGAUGUGCCUGGCAUGAUGAAUUUCUGUCUACACUCUGUUCAGGUUUGACCAUGAUCUGUUCAUGCUUGGCCAAGUUAUAUUUCUGUUCAUCUGGCCAUGCUGUCUCACUAUUCAAACUUGGAUAUAUACUGUCUCGGUGCCAGGCUGUCUUUUUGUGAUGCCAGACUGUACUCUUUUCAUGUGAAGCCAUAGAUAGGGUUCACAUGGUUCGUGAUCAGAUUGUGCCCCUGUUGCCUGGCGUUUUCAUGGAUUUUGAUAGCCUUACUUUUUGUUCAUACUAACCAUACAGUCUUUCUCAUGACUGGCUAACAUUGCCAAGUCAGAUUUCUAGAAUGUGAAAUGUAUUAAAUCACUUUUUAUUUGAUGUAUUACAUUGAUCAACAAACUAUUGCAAGUCCAAUUUUUAUCAAAUGUUACAACUGGUAGUCUUCUUCAGGUGGCACCUGUUGGGAGGGCCAGCUGCUUUGCCAUGAUAAAACCCAUAGUGACUGGCUAGGUGUAAAACACUUAUUUCACCCCACAAUAUCCCCAUUCUUACGUGUACUAAAGUGGCUUUCAAAUGUGUAUCCAAUUAUUAAGCAGUUAUACAGAAAAUGGUUUUUGUGUAUUUAGACAAGGUCUUUUUCUUUUAACCAUUUUUUCAUUAUGUUUUUGAUAAUAUAUACAUCAGGAUCUGCUAAUAAGCCGUCGUAGCUCCUUUCUGGCCAAGUAAAUGGGAACAGCUCUUCCAUCUAAUAGCAAUUACAGAUGAAAUUAAGAUGGCAUGUGCUCUUAUUGUGCUGCUGUGUUUUGCUCAAUAUGUCAUUUUAUAUGAAUUUUAUACAAAGAGAUACAAUGGAAAAUUUUGCUUUUAUUCUAUGUUGAGCAUUGCUCACUUGCCAUGAAACAGAUGACAGCAUCCCAUCUGGUUUGUUUUUGGCUCUACCUCUUCUUGUCUUUUGUAUUUAACAGCAUGCACCAGUUGUGUAAUGAGGAAAUACAGUGUAAUGAAGAAGCCCAAGAAACUGG
Molecule: messenger RNA, 5792 nt
Organism: Pomacea canaliculata
Lineage: Eukaryota; Metazoa; Mollusca; Gastropoda; Architaenioglossa; Ampullariidae
Product: acyl-CoA synthetase short-chain family member 3, mitochondrial-like
Source: RefSeq, a predicted model, not a curated record